UCUCCACCAUGCAGUCCCGGGAAGACGCCCCGCGCUCUCGCCGCCUCUCCAGCCCCCGCGGCGGGAGGCGACCCAAGAGGAUCUCCAAGCCCUCGGUGUCGGCCUUCUUCACGGGCCCGGAGGAGUUAAAGGACACGGCCCACUCUGCAGCCCUCCUGGCCCAGCUCAAGUCGUUCUACGACGCGCGGCUGCUGUGCGAUGUGACCAUCGAGGUGGUGACGCCCGGCAGCGGGGCCGGCACGGGGCGCCUCUUCUCGUGCAACCGCAACGUGCUGGCGGCGGCGUGCCCCUACUUCAAGAGCAUGUUCACGGGCGGCAUGUACGAGAGCCAGCAGGCCAGCGUGACCAUCCACGACGUGGACGCCGAGUCCUUCGAGGUCUUGGUGGACUACUGCUACACGGGCCGCGUGUCCCUGAGCGAGGCCAACGUGCAGCGCCUGUACGCCGCCUCGGAUAUGCUGCAGCUGGAGUACGUGCGCGAAGCCUGCGCCUCCUUCCUGGCCCGCAGGCUCGACCUGACCAACUGCACGGCCAUCCUCAAGUUUGCCGACGCCUUCGACCACCACAAGCUGCGCUCGCAGGCCCAGGCCUUCAUAGCUCACAACUUCAAGCAGCUGAGCAGGAUGGGCUCGGUUCGGGAGGAGACGCUGGCGGACCUGAGCCUGGCGCAGCUGCUGGCCGUCCUGCGUCUGGACAGCCUGGAUGUGGACAGCGAGAAGACGGUGUGCCACGUGGCCGCGCAGUGGCUGGAGGCUGCUCCCAAAGAGCGGGGCCCCAGUGCUGCGGAAGUCUUCAAGUGUGUGCGGUGGGCGCACUUCCCUGCUGAAGAUCAGGACUACCUGGAAGGGCUGCUGACCAAGCCUGUUGUCAAGAAGUACUGCCAGGAGGUUAUUGAAGGGGCCCUCCUGCAGCUGCGUUUUGCUGGUCGGCUGUACAAGUCCGUGGUGUUCAAGCCCAACAGCAGCCAAAGCAGCGGCAGCAACAGCAGCAGCAGUAGCUCUGCUGUAACUGUAGCAGAAAAUCCACCCCAAAGGUUGGGUAUGUGUGCCAAAGAGAUGGUAAUCUUUUUUGGACACCCCAGAGAUCCUUUUCUCUGCUAUGACCCUUAUUCGGGAGCUAUUUACACAAUGCCAUCCCCCUUGACCAGCUUAGCACAUACUAAGACCAUUACCUCCUCAGCCGUCUGUGUCUCCCCAGACCAUGACAUCUAUCUCGCUGCCCAGCCCAGGAAAGACCUGUGGGUGUAUAAACCAGCCCAAAACAGCUGGCAUCAACUGGCAGACCGCUUGCUGUGCAGGGAGGGCAUGGAUGUGGCGUAUCUGAAUGGGUACAUUUACAUUCUGGGUGGGCGAGACCCGGUUACUGGAGUCAAACUGAAGGAAGUGGAAUGUUACAGUGUUCAGAGGAACCAGUGGGCCUUGGUGGCCCCCGUACCCCAUUCCUUUUAUUCCUUUGAACUAAUAGUUGUUCAGAACUAUCUUUAUGCUGUCAACAGUAAGCGCAUGCUCUGCUAUGAUCCUAGCCAUAAUAUGUGGCUGAAUUGUGCAUCUCUUAAACGAAGUGACUUCCAAGAAGCUUGUGUCUUCAAAGACGAAAUCUACUGUAUUUGUGAUAUCCCAGUCAUGAAGGUCUACAACCCAGCUAGAGGAGAAUGGAGGCGGAUUAGUAAUAUCCCACUGGACUCGGAAACCCACAACUACCAGAUCGUCAAUCAUGACCAAAAGUUGCUGCUAAUCACUUCAACUACCCCACAGUGGAAAAAGAACCGUGUGACAGUGUAUGAAUAUGAUGCUAGGGAAGACCAGUGGAACAAUAUAGGUACCAUGUUGGGCCUUUUGCAGUUUGACUCUGGCUUUAUUUGCUUGUGUGCUCGAGUUUAUCCUUCCUGUCUUGAGCCUGGUCAGAGUUUCAUCAUGGAGGAAGAUGAUGCAAGGAGUGAGUCUAGCACUGAGUGGGACUUAGAUGGAUUCAGUGAACUGGACUCCGAGUCAGGAAGUUCAAGUUCGUUUUCUGACGAUGAAGUCUGGGUUCAGGUUGCACCUCAGCGAAACGCACCAGAUCAGCAGGGUUCUUUUGACGAAAUGCUAACGUUUUUUACACUCUGGUAGAGGACAGAAGAAUGUGGUCCAGGACGGGAAAGUGAUUUUUUUUAAUGAAAAACAAUAAAAAUAUAAAUAAAAUGAAAAACAAACAAAAUGCCACAGAUAAUGUAUUCAUUGUUUCGAUUGGCUAUGUGAAGAAUCUGUUAAGCACUCAGUUCAACAGUGUAUCUGUUGAAAUGAGUUUGCUGACUCUUCUAACAGUAGUCAGGCUUUAGUGGUCAGGCCUAAGUGUAAAUUCUGUUUCGGGAAUAUUAUAAGAACUGCUCUUAUAAAGUUGUUUCUCCCUGUGUGGGGCCAACUUAACUUCUGUUGCUAGCUCUCCUUUUGUAAGGUGGAAAGUUGGUAGUGCUCAUCUCAACCAGAUCAUUCAUCCGCACAACUAAGACCUGCAGUUAAUGUAUAAUAAGGCAGAUUCUCUAAUUCAUCAUCCUCAUCUCUUGAGUUAAAGCUUCGGCUAAAUAUUAGUAAUAUCUUGGCUUUCAGUCACAUUUUCUUGGGAAGGAUUUUGACUUUGUGAAACAUUUGUGAAUUAGGGAGUAGAUGCUAUUAUUUUAUAGAUAAAUGAUUUGUAUGUUGCUAAUUAAAAUAAAGCUGGUUUUAAACUACA
Messenger RNA from Mesocricetus auratus (golden hamster), 2709 nucleotides. RefSeq names its product kelch repeat and BTB domain-containing protein 7. The record is from RefSeq and is a predicted model, not a curated record. Gene Ontology annotation, molecular function: protein binding. The transcript has 2 exons. Bases 9 to 2108 code for a protein of 699 amino acids. NCBI's taxonomy places the organism in Eukaryota, Metazoa, Chordata, Mammalia, Rodentia, Cricetidae.